Lymnaea stagnalis (great pond snail) is the source of this 351-nucleotide messenger RNA. The record is from the annotation of a GenBank genome assembly. Lineage: Eukaryota; Metazoa; Mollusca; Gastropoda; Lymnaeidae.
GUAUAUCUGAACACACAGCCUCCACUAUCAUGUCUGGUACAACAGAUGCUAAUGUAAUUGCUGAUUCAAAUGUCAUAACUGGUUGCCAGACCCAAAGUCUAAGUGUUGAGGAUGGUACGAUGGAUCAAAGUGUCAUCAGGUCUGACAAAAGAGAACACAAUGCACCAAAUAAGAAUUCCAAAUCAAAUCAAGGAAUCAAACACAAACAACUGGGUUAUGAAGGUGUAGAUCUAAGUCAUGAGACUCCAGGUCAAUCUCAGAUAGGUCAACGCAGUUCUGAGCCUGGGGCCAAGAAGAAAAGACUAGAUGUUCAGACUGGUCAUCCCACGAACAAUCUUACGGGUAAUCUAU